AUGACUGCAAUGAUUACACUUAACAAUGGUUUAAAGAUGCCUUUAGUUGGGUUAGGCUGUUGGAAAAUUCCAAAUGAUGUUUGUGCAUCUCAAGUUUAUGAAGCUAUUAAAUUGGGCUAUCGUUUAUUUGAUGGUGCAGCUGACUAUGGUAAUGAAAAAGAAGUUGGUCAAGGUAUUAACAAGGCUCUAUCUGAAGGAAUUGUUAAAAGAUCUGACUUAUUCAUUAUUUCAAAAUUAUGGAACACUUUCCAUCAUCCAGACCAUGUCAAACUUGCUUUACAAAGAACUUUGAGCGAUUUAGGUUUGGAUUAUUUGGAUUUAUAUUACAUUCAUUUCCCUCUAGCUUUUAAAUAUGUACCAUUUGAAGAGAAAUACCCACCAUGCUUCUAUACCGGUGCUGAAGAUGCGAAAAUAGGUAAAAUAUCAUUACAAAAUGUCCCAUACUUAGACACAUAUCGUGCCAUGGAAAAAUUAGUUGACGAAGGCUUAACUAAAUCCAUUGGUGUCUCUAACUUGCAAGGGUCCAUCUUGCAAGAUGUCUUAAUGGGAUGCAGAAUUAGGCCAGCUGCUCUACAGAUUGAACAUCAUCCUUACUUAACUCAAGAACACUUAGUUCAAUUCUGCAAAAAUGAAAAUAUUGCAGUCGUUUCUUAUUCUUCCUUUGGGCCACAAUCCUUCUUGGAAUUGGGUUCAAAGAGAGCCGAGGAUACCCCAGCUUUGUUUGACCAUCCAGUCAUUAAAAAGAUAGCUGCCGCUCAUGGCAAAGACGUUACUACAUCUGAAGUGUUAUUAAGAUGGGCAACACAAAGAGAUAUUGCUAUUAUUCCAAAAUCUUCAAGAAAGGAAAGAUUGCUAUUAAAUUUGAAUGUUAAUGAAAAAUUAACUUUAACUGAAGCUGAAUUAUUGGAAAUCUCAGCAUUAAACAAGAAUAUUCGUUUUAACGACACUUGGGAUUGGAAUAACAUGCAUUUCGGGUCUUUUGCUUAA
Henningerozyma blattae CBS 6284 is the source of this 987-nucleotide messenger RNA. RefSeq lists its product as uncharacterized. Gene Ontology annotation, cellular component: cytosol. NCBI's taxonomy places the organism in Eukaryota, Fungi, Ascomycota, Saccharomycetes, Saccharomycetales, Saccharomycetaceae. The transcript has a single exon. Bases 1 to 987 code for a protein of 328 amino acids. Gene Ontology annotation, molecular function: aldose reductase (NADPH) activity. The record is from RefSeq and is a predicted model, not a curated record.